Messenger RNA from Dipodomys ordii (Ord's kangaroo rat), 1958 nucleotides. RefSeq names its product lin-52 DREAM MuvB core complex component (gene Lin52). Bases 152 to 502 code for a protein of 116 amino acids. NCBI's taxonomy places the organism in Eukaryota, Metazoa, Chordata, Mammalia, Rodentia, Heteromyidae. Gene Ontology annotation, biological process: regulation of DNA-templated transcription. The transcript has 6 exons. Gene Ontology annotation, cellular component: DRM complex. The record is from RefSeq and is a predicted model, not a curated record.
GCGCAACUGGCGUGGCUGCUGUUAGGGGCGGGGUUAGGCAAAUAUUCCUCUAAGGGGCGGGGGAAGGGGCCCGGCCGCGCACUGGGGAGGAUCUAGGGGCGUGGUUUGCGUUUCUUCGCUUUCCCGCCGACGGUUGGUCACGUCACGUGACAUGGGCAGGAAGAUGGCGUCUCCCACCGAUGGAACAGAUUUGGAAGCAUCUUUGCUAAGUUUUGAAAAACUUGAUCGUGCUUCACCAGAUCUUUGGCCAGAACAAUUACCAGGUGUGGCUGAAUUUGCAGCUUCCUUCAAAAGUCCUAUUACUAACUCUCCACCCAAAUGGAUGGCCGAAAUAGAACGUGAUGACAUUGACAUGUUGAAAGAACUGGGGAGCCUAACAACAGCUAAUUUGAUGGAGAAAGUACGCGGCUUACAGAACCUGGCCUAUCAGUUGGGGCUGGAUGAGUCCAGAGAGAUGACACGGGGGAAAUUUCUCAACAUUCUAGAGAAGCCCAAGAAGUAGCAGCUGCUUGUGGACAAGUAUCCUGGAAACGGAAACAAGCUCCUUUCCCAGUGCAGCUCUGCACACUUCACGCUUCCUCAGGAGAGGCCAGAGACUGACCCUCAGGACCGCCUGCUCCCCUGCUCCUGGCACUCUUGUGCCUCUGAGGACAGUCAGUGGCAAGAGAAGAAUCUGCUCUACCCAAGGAUCGUUACCUUUACUCAGUUAGCUGUGUAGCCUGAGGUAUUGGUAAUGCUGGAGGUUUCAUCACUCUUAAGGCCAACAUCGUACUCCUGUGUCUGGAAGUGAUUCAGGAUCUUCCAGUCAAUUUGAUUCCACAGUGGCAGAAUCCGUGGUGACAUGCUGAUUGGAUGGGUUCUUUUGAGUUGUAUUUGGCUUCUUAGGAAGUGUUUAUGAUGUGAAGAGACUAUGUCCUGACCUUGAGCUUUCUAGUAUGUAAAAGGUUCCACGACUCUACAGCUGGAGAAAACAGACUCUUCUCGAAAUGUCUGAUGCUUUUUAUAUUCUGCACCUCUCGCCACUCCCACCCUCAUCAAUUCCCACCUCCCAGUCCCACCUUCUGAUCUAACUCCAGGCAAAGGACCCCUGAGGAGUUGAGUCCCUUCUGGAGUUUGCUUAUCAAGGCACAGGCCCAGGCUAGGUCACAUUGGGUUCUAGAGCUCAAGACCAAUAGGAAGGUAACAAAAAGGACUUUUAGUUCUAGUUAAUUUGUUAGGGAUUGAAGCAAAAGAGUCAUUGUGGCCUGCUAGAGCAAAGGGCAUAGCUCAGGGAGGGGAGACUGUUCCCAGUUGGUUGAAAAUUUCACCAAGCAUGUGCUAUGGGAUGGUGGCAAUGUUUUGUUUCACCUUUUCUCCUCACAACAUGUAUCUGAUAUCCCCCCUCCCCCCCCCUCACACACACACAAGAGAAAUAGAAUUUCCUGACCUAAAUAUAGAUUCCAUAGGUAAAAUUAAUUACACCUGUUUUCUCAUGUUUUGAGAAGUACAUAGAUUUUCAUAAACUUUAUGGAAAGAAUCGCCCUGUGACAGUAGUCCAGUGGGACACAGGAAGUUACAGUCAAGUUUGUGCUCUGAGUCUGGGCUAGAGCAUCGUACUCUGUCAUGUACAUCUGUGCCUGUUUCUCAUAGUUGACUUCAUGUUGGGCUUUCUCCUCAAUUGUGUUACUUGACUAUAAACACAAUCUUAUUUUUUGAAAGGAAAAUCACUUAAGCACAUGACACACAAGAUGAGUAUGAGAAAGGAAGGAAGAUGCAGCUGGGGUGUACCCCGGAGGGGUAAGUUGUAGAGGCACUGCUUUUAAGUUAAACAUGUGAUCACCAUUUCUUGGCUAAAUGCAAUUGAAGUAUGUGUGUGCAUGUGGCCAGAGAAUAGUGUCAUAAUGUCAGAUUAUUUCUUUGCCCUGUUUUCAAGAGUUGAUGACAUCAGGUACCUUUAAAUUAUUUGGGGAAAUGGAGAA